AUGCUGGAACCGAAUAGUUCUAACCCAGAAUCUAAAAAAUCCUCUAAAUCUUCUAUAAAAGAGCAGACAUCCGAAAAAUCUAGUCACUCGCAAGCGAAUAGAGCAAGAUUUAAGUUUCGACCGUGUGAUAGCGAAUGUCCAGUAAUAAAGAACAGAUCUGGUUCAUGUCCUGCUAGUAUGUGCUCACUCGAUAUGCCUGAAGAAGCAGCACCUCUAAUUAGCAUUGCGAAAUGUAGACAACUCGUAUGCGAACACAAGGAGCACAGAGUUCUGCCUCCACCACCAGAUGAAAGAAUUCUUCUAGAUUUGACGAAUUUAAAUAAAGAUUGCUGUGAUCAUACAGAAGUAACUGAGACUAUAGAGGAAGUCAUAGGUGGUGUGAAAGCUAAAAUGAAAAUCGGCCAAGAUCCUUGUUUUUGUACAUGCGAGUGCACGUUUGGCUUUAUGAAAAAGACCACGUAUUGCAAGGUAUGUGGUGGCUAUGAAAGAAUUGGAGAAGAGCAACCGCAUGAGAAACCAACACAAGGCAAUUUUCCGUGUCCUAUAUAUCAUAAGUUAGUUGAUAAAAAUAAAAUGAAAUCAUGGAGUACAUCUGGUAGUGAAAGCAAGAAGAAAGGUGACGAUACAAGCAUUAAAGCAAUGAAAGUAAGUUCAAAUCAGAAAGCUGCUUCUUCGGAUAAACGAGUUGUUGAGAAGAAAAGCGUUGAAUCCGAAAAAGAUACCAAGAAAUGUAAAAAGAAAAAGAAGGACGAUAGAUUUAAAUUCAACUACGGUUACAAAGGUAUACCUCCGCAAAUUGGACACAGCAGGUGUGCAUUACCCUGUACUGGUACAUUAGAAAAUGUGCCAAAACAUAUGGGUUGGUUGUGGACUGCUGAAGAUGUACCCGGCAUGAAGUUUCGCCCAUCAUGGAAACCAGGUGCUACUAAUAAACAUGUUGUAAGGCUUCUAAGGAUGGCUCGUAAUCCCGGUGAAGUAACGCCUAAGAAGAGAAGAAAAGAUGCUGCCAAAAAGAAACGCCCAUUGAAUCGACCACUUUUAAUUGUUCAUAAGAAGGAUGGUGAAUUCACCGUAACAAUGGAGACUAUGAAAACGUACACUAAACCUAGAGCUAUUAAUCAAUAUCCUUAUGAAGAUAAGCCUGUGCUUACUUAUACAAUAGGUAGAACUGAAGAAGAAAAUCGCGAAAGAAGGAAGAAGAAAGAACGAGAACAAAGACGCCUAGAAAGAGCACAGCGAGCGUUCAUUCAGAGCGCUUUCCGAGAUAUGUGUCAUGAGAUAUGUCUCAAAACGUAUCAACAAGCUUUAGGAAUACUUCCCGAUACUGAAGACCCCGAAUGUACUUGUUAUCCAGCUGAACCGACAGCUGCAAGAACCAAUAUGGAUGUCUCUUGUUCAUGUUCCGAAGAUUCAAAAUCAAUUGGAUCGGAUACGGAUUCUGAUGAAUGGAUAGUAGAAUUUACCCCACCAUGUGCUACUUUUAAUCAAAAUUAUAAAGGCAAGAAGGUCAUAAAAGUAGACAAUGGCAGCCAAUACACAUAUUUGGAUUACAGAGUUAAACUUCUAGAUAGGUUUGGUAACCCUGUUCUCAGAUUUUUCAAAGGCCCUGAUGGGAAACAACAAUGUAGUGACUUGGGUGGCUUUUGGGGCCCAGAUAAGAAAUGGCUAGAAAUAAAUGUGGAUGGAUAUGUAGCUCCUGAUGGACGAUGGGCGCCUAAUAAUUUUAUUGGUCCCAGUGGUGAGCAAGUCGAAGCCACGACUGGUAAAUUCCAAACCGCAAACAAUAAAUGGUUGGUCGUUGGAAUAGACGGGUAUGUCGACUGUCAAGGUAGAUGGAGAUUUUAUCCGAAACCCAGAGGCGAUCUAUCUAGAAAGAAAUCACCUACAUCGAAAAAGCAGGUAACUGGUGGUAAAGAUAUGAAAAAAGAAGAUAUGGUUCCAUUAAAAUCUGAAGCAAGUUGGAGUUGUUUCGGAGAUGCUACACCAAAAGAUCUUUCUAAAUUAGGAAUAGUUGGGCAUGGUCACGAUAAAAAGAUACUUAUAGCAACUUUAAGAGAAAUGAUGGCGCAAGGCGAAGAUGUAAAAAUACCGCAACCAUCCACUGUUUUCCGCCUUCCUCCCUCAAAAAAACGUCGCCGAGUGCAAAGUCCAGAUAACAAAUAUUCGCGCAGCCUAUUUGAGGAUAGGACCAAAUGUAAACAUUCUGCACCAUCUGAUAAGGGUAUUAUAGCUGUCGACGAUCAAGGUAAUAAAACCUAUUUUCGAUUAAAGGGUUUCAAAAACGCACGACCGAAACAGAGACUAGCCGCUUUAACAGGACGAGGCAUAAGUUUAAGUUCGUUCCAUGUGCCAUGCUUCCAUUCAUUUAUAAGUGCGGAAGUUAUGAAAAAGCAACAGCGAGACCGAUUAAUGGCUUUGGCUGCAAGAAACAUUGCAACUCAAGUCGCUUGAUUGCCUCUUCAGCACAUUGUGAUGUGUCCAAAGAAUUAUGUUUUUGAUGUAAGAUUGUUGAUUAAGUGAACGUACAAAAAUUAUUUAUUUGAUAAUGUGAUAAUUGAAAUUUGUAACGUUAUGUUGUAAGAUUAAGUGGUGUAUAUUGGGUUGUGAAUAAAUUUUAUUUUUAUAAUAUGAUUGUUUUAACAAUACGUGUAUUCAUACAUUUUUAUUGAGAAGAGUUAUAUUAAAAGUAAGCAUAAUUUUUUUAUUUUUUUAUUUCACUUUCUUUUUAAUAAAAAAGAACAAAUUAAUACUUCAUAUUUCUUACAGAUUAAAUAUGGUUGGAAGCCCGGUGCUAUAUCAAAGCGUCUCUUAAAGAAAUUGAAUAAAGCAAAACUAGCAAAAUCCGUUGUGGAAGUAAAGAAGCUUACAAAACGGACCAAAAAACGUACCGAAAAUAAACCUUUAAUUAUAAUUGGCAAAACGAAUGGUGAAUAUCAAGUAGAAAUAGCGCCUGAUGUUAACGGACAAGGUAAUGAGCAGUACACACCACUCAUUUAUAAAAUAGAAAGCGCCAACAACAAAGCGAAAUCAGAGAAACGUGAGAGACUCCGAAGGCGGCUAGCUCGAGCAGCUGUUCAAGAUGUUUGGGCGGAUCCGUAUCACCCAGAUAAUUGUGAAAACGUGUGUCUCAAAACGUUUUACGACGCAAUGGGAAUUAGAUUACCAGAGCCUAGUCUGCCGGAUAAUACCGGGGACUUACAGUCGUGUUC
Messenger RNA from Zerene cesonia (dogface butterfly), 3209 nucleotides. RefSeq lists its product as uncharacterized. The transcript is spliced from 4 exons. The coding region runs from base 1 to 2451 and encodes 816 amino acids. The record is from RefSeq and is a predicted model, not a curated record. NCBI's taxonomy places the organism in Eukaryota, Metazoa, Arthropoda, Insecta, Lepidoptera, Pieridae.